AUGAGCGAACCCACCACCGAGAUCGCGCAUACUGAGCGCAUGUCACCCGUCGCGUUGAGAGCGUCCACGCCCGCUCGCCCAAAAAAGACAAAAGCCAUGGGUCACAGCCGGAGGAAGAGGCUCGUUCAAUGGCUAUUUGACAAUCAAACCAGCCUCGCGUUCCAAACCGUUGCCCCUCUGCUCCUCACACACCUCUGCGUCCCCGCGGCGCGUCCGUACACAUCCAAAUUCUUCAAGCUCUCAUACUACAACCCGACUACGGACAAGUAUGGCGCCGGCCAUGACGACCUCUGCUUCGUCGCCUUCUGCGUGGUGCUCCUCAUCGGCAUCCGCGCCGCGCUGAUGCGCCACGUCCUCGGGCCCCUGGGGCGUCAUUGGGGCAUAUCGAAGAAGAAGGACAUCGCCAGGUUCUCGGAACAGGGCUCAAUGCUGGCAUACUACAGCGUUCUCUGGCCGGUGGGAAUGUACCUCUACUGCAAGGCACCAUACUACCUCAACAUGAAGGGGCUCUGGGCCAAUUGGCCUCAAAGGGAACUCGAUGGGUUGAUGAAGGGAUACAUCAUGGUGCAGUGGGCAUACUGGGUCCAGCAGGUCAUCUCGGUGAACAUUGAGGCGCGGCGCAAGGACUAUUGGGAGAUGAUUGUGCACCACGCCAUCACCAUCGCCCUCAUCGCGGCAUGCUACGCCUAUCACCAGACCCGCGUCGGCCAUCUCAUUCUGGUCCUCAUGGACGUAAUCGAGUUAAUCUUCCCACUGGCCAAGUGUCUCAAGUACAUCGGCUUCACGACCCUCUGCGACGUCAUCUUUGGCGUCUUCCUCCUGGUCUGGGUAUGGACGCGUCACGUCUUCUACCUCAUGACCUGCUGGAGCGUCUACUACGACCUCCCCCGAUCCCUGAAACAGCCCUGCUUCCGCGGCGCUGCGGGCGCCGUCGAGGGCCCCUUUGCGCCGCCCGUAGCGGGCUGGUCCCACCUCCUCGAGCCGUUCCAGGAUCCGGCGGGGACGGUGUGCAUGACCAACGGCAUUACAAAGGGCUUUUUGACCUUUCUCCUGGCCCUCGAGGUCGUCAUCUGCGCGUGGUCAUUCUUCAUUAUCCGCGUCACGGUGCGGGUGCUCAAGGGGGCGCCCGCCGAAGACGUGAGGAGCGAUGUGGAGGUCGAUGACGAGGAGGAAGAGGAGGAGGAGGAGGAAGAGAAGAUUGAAUAUGAGGAGGUGGAGGCGAUUGAGGAGGAGGUCGGUGUAGAGUCUCUUGACUUGAAGUCUUGGGAACGUUCGACUGCCAGGAAGGAGUCUUCGAGCUCGAGGGUGAGCGCCGUCAGAACGCACAGCGGGCGGAAGGAGUUACUCAACAGAAUUGGGUGUGAGAAGCAGAUUGAUUGA
Messenger RNA from Colletotrichum orchidophilum, 1380 nucleotides. RefSeq names its product TLC domain-containing protein. NCBI's taxonomy places the organism in Eukaryota, Fungi, Ascomycota, Sordariomycetes, Glomerellales, Glomerellaceae. The coding region runs from base 1 to 1380 and encodes 459 amino acids. Gene Ontology annotation, cellular component: membrane. The record is from RefSeq and is a predicted model, not a curated record. Gene Ontology annotation, biological process: ceramide biosynthetic process. Gene Ontology annotation, molecular function: sphingosine N-acyltransferase activity. The transcript is spliced from 4 exons.